AUGGAGAAACAGCUCUUCGCCAUCUUAAGCAGUGGUAGUAGAAAAGGUGGGAGUGCGGGGGAGAGACGGCAAGCCUUUUCUACGGCAUUUGAAGCUUCAUUAUUUUCCACCACGUACAAUGAACCUGCUAGCGCGAAAAAGGGGUCAAAGCGCCCCAAAGCCACAGACAAGGAAACCCGUGAAGAUGAGUGUCUACGGCAUGCUGUGAACUCAUUUUUUACUAUGCCGACACCGGGGCCACUAGAAACAUUCUUUUUGCGAGCUGCAGCGAUGCUUCACUCCUACACGCUGCUGCUUCCCGAAAAGGACGGAGAAGCAGGGGAGUUACCCGGUGUUGUAAAAGAGGCAGCUAUCGCAUUUUCCAGCGCAAUAUUCGCGCCACGGUUGCGUGCUGCGUGCGAAAGCCUUAAAGUCGAGGAAAAAUGUUCUGCUUGGGUGUCAACAAAUAAUUGUGGCGCGGGUGCAGAGGCAUUGAAUCAUCCUCUUUGGCACUGUUUUUUGUGUAUAUUUCUACAACAACUUUCAGCACGGGGUGGUAGCAUUGCUUCUUGGCGGAAAUUCAUCUCCGAUUGCGCAGAUGGGUCACAUGCAUCGGCGCAUCCACAAGAAGGUGAUUGUGGCCGCGACGAAAGUGAGGAAGACAAGGGAAGUAGCACCAACAUCACCUGUGAAGAUGAGUGCACACGCCUUGCUGUAGCUGCGUGGGGAGCUGUCUCCCUAAAACUACUUGACGCAACCGUAGGACGCACGCGUUACCGACGUACGGCUGUACUUUGUCGCUCUGUUUGCCCGCACAUCGUGGCACAGGCCCCCGGUACCACAUAUCAAUUACUUGAUAUCUUGCAUGGAUUUAUGAGCGCUUGGAGGGAGCGAUACAGCAAGGCAUCGUCAAAUGGAAGAGAAGGAAAGAAGGAAGAUGACGACAACACGGAGGAUGAAACGGGGGCCACCAUCGUGACGCUCUACGCGGAGCGUCUUGGUCACAUUGUUGGUGACGGUCAAACGCACGCCAUGCUUCUUGUCACUGCCAUUGGUGCUGUACUCAGUGCAACAUAUGUCCUUCCGAAGCGCCAAAGACACGGAACUGUGGGGAGUGGCGAUCCCUCGAAGUGGUAUCCGCCGCGCUGCGAAGACCCCUCGUUAGGGCUUACGGAAAGCGAAUGGCGUGCAACACACUUUCCCCCUAUUGGCCGGUUGUUGCAAUGCUUACACAUUCAUUCACUACUGAGUGUUCACGUUUUUGCAUUCUGUAUGCAACUACGGAUCGGCCUAUCCUCUUCGCAACACGCGGAAGUCCGACAAAGGUUGGCACUGUGCUUCUACCUGACAGAGGUCUGUCCGGUCCAUGUCGCACUCGCUAUUUAUUACUAUGCCACUUCUCCUCAGAAUGCACUCGCGCAAGGCUCUGGAGAGUUGCCAGGGGAUGGACUGAUGGCGUACACAAAGGCCCUUGACCACUUCGUGACUGCGGCUCAUAGUGAGUUGCUAUUCUCCGUAACAGAUUUACCAACCGGGCGUCGACGGCAACGUCACAACACGCGUGCUGCAUCCGGUACAAAGGACGGCGGCCCUGAUGAUGAUGAUGAUGAUGAACCCACAGCAGUAGAUGGUGAGUUGAAGGGCCCACGCUUCACAAAGAUGGAAUUCCCCGUGAGCUGCCCGACGUGGUCUCAGUACUUGACAGAGGGCACUGCAGGGAAGGCAACAAGUGGGCCAGCAGGACCUGCAACGAAACCAGUUGCAGGCACACUGCAGGUGGCUCCUUGCCGCUUCGUCGUGGAGCUGUUAGAGAUUGGGCUGCCAAUGCUUUCUGGGGCCACGAUACAUCUGUUGCAAAACGAAAUGGAUAUGGACGUGUGCGCGGUGUCAACCGCAGCCAUGCCUGCGGAGUGUGGAAGAGGUGUGGCAGCAAUCAUAAUGGAUCAUUUUCAUUCUAUUUUUAGCAGGACAAACCCUAGCACCGCGUGCGUGGGUCCACUCCCAACAGAACGGCAUUGGAAUACUUCCAUGAUUCGUGUGCUUGGGGAGUAUCUUCCCCUUCUGGAGGCUGUGUACGGCUACGUCGCGUCACAGUCGUUUAUAUCCUUUGUGCUAGAGCAGAUCACGAAGGGAUGUAAGGAUUUCUUGUCAGCAGUUUUGGACCGACAUAGCUGUAGCACAGACGAAAGUAAACAAAGUGUGCAAGCACUGGCGAGAAAAGCAUUAGCCUUGGCAGAGCGUUAUCUCAUUACAGUUGUCAUGCCCUGUAUGCGGGUGAUGUCACCCUCACCAAUCGUAUACGACCGACUGCAAGCGCUGUUUAAUCUCUUCAAAGAGGAAGCCCCGAAAGUAAGUUUUGGUACCAGUCCAGCGGAGUUCCUGCACACAAGCGUAUUCUGCAGCGCAUUGCUUGCCACUGGGGUUUCCAACGACACACUUUCUUACCGCGCCCCGCACGAGAGGUUACGGUCAAAAGAACUCGAUGCACUUUUUACACAGUCACUGAAACGACUCACUCUUGGAAACGUUAACCGCUACCGCUGUAUGCUGCGGCCCUCCAUAUAUGCCAACCCGUUGCUAGCUGCUGAAAAGAUGUUUAAGCAAGCUGUGGGGUACAAUAACAACUUUUUACUGAUUCACACGCAACUGCUGCGCGGCGCUCCUCCAGCUGUAAUGACUCUCAUCGCACACAUGGGCCUCCACCACAUGCAACACUAUGCAGAAAAUGAAAGAUUUGGUACUGCCGAUAGCACUCGUGUUUCUUGCAUUGCGACGUUCCUCGCUGUGCUAUGGCGGGAAAAUCCAAACUCCUUUGACGGUGGGCUGCUUUUGCGGGCGGCAGAACACUCACUAAGACGUGAGGGGCGUGCAUCCGUUGUUUUCGGUCUUGAGUUGCUGCGUGCUAUCUUACAUGAAUUACUAGAUACAAAAUUGGAGCAUGAGGGGAAGUUUACCCCAGAGCAACUGCAGGCGCUCGUCGCCCCUCAUCGCACGCAGUGGUUUGUAAAGGGUGCGGCAGAGUCGUUUCGAUGCGGCCGGUGGGACUCAACGUUUACACCAGUGGUGUUAUCUGCUUCGGAAGCGAAUCUGCGGAGUGCGCUGCAGCAACGUUGUAUUAUUCCGGCGGAGAAGGAAAGCAGUGACGACGAUGCCGCUGCGGCCAAUUGUGGAGACGGAACGACGUGUAACGAUAACGAAGAAAAGAAGGAGGAAGAAGUCGCACACAACAACACAACUGAGGAUCAACAGUGUGGAGGUAGUUGGUCGUCGGUGGUGGAGGUCACGUUAGGGCAAGCCAUCUUGCUGCACUUGUGUCGGCUACACAGCCGCAUAUAUGCCGUACAGUCGGAUCUCUCUGCACCGAUGCAGCUUCUAUUGCUUACCUGUGCCCGUGAUUAUAAUGUAAUCAAUGACCUCCUUCUUUGUAUGGAGACUUUGCUGACACAAGGCCCACCGCCAAAAGAGAUUUACAUGGUUGCAAUGCCACACAUUGCGCUUCGCCUCACUGCCCGCUUUGCAGCGAAUGGAAUAGUACGGCAAAGGCCGGAACAAAAGCAUAACGGGCACUUGGCAGCAACUGAACCUUCUCAUUGUGAGGGUGACGCCAAUAACCAUCAUCUAUGCGCCACUGUGGAAAGCAUUUUCACUGUGAUGCCGGCUGAGAUUGGUGAUCAUAUGGGAGACAUGGCGUCCCUAUGUAAUAUGGGUGGAAAUAUCUCCUUUGCACUCCUACAGAAGCUAUCGUGCUACACUGCUGCGCACUUUGUAUUCGAAGAGUCUGUGUACGUUGCGGCAGGAAAGGAACUUAACCGUUUUUACGUGAUCGGUAACAAAAAGCAGAAGAACAGAGACGACGUACCUAACACUGGUGUGAACGUGCAGAAGGAAUGCUUCCUGUUGUGGAUGCAGGAACAGACCCGACAACUAAGGUAUGAGAGGGAGUCACACCGCACCUUAUAUCAGAGGAGUGCCGAAUCUUUGGGACAGCUCCUUGACGAAUUGCGAAGCGGUGGUGUACUUACUGAGCCUGUUGAAUUUGCGAAAGCCUAUCUUUUGCCGCGUGCACUGAUUAGUCUGGAGGACACGUUAUUUGUAUUUCACUUCCUCAGCUGGAUGCUGAACAGCACUGAGGGUGAUGAGCGGAACCGGGUCAUAGACAUUGCGCUUUCGCUCGUAACGGCGGGUAUGAGCUUCUUUGUGGGGCUUACCGAUGGGGAGUGCAUGCGCUUAGGUGUUCUGCUAAGUUUUCUUCUCACACUUGUAGAAGACUGUGCGAUAGACCUCUCAGGUAACACGGGAGCUUCUGAUAGUGACGAGGGCACCGGUGGUGGUAGCGCUGCGGAUGGUGCAGCUUCAACAUAUCAACCACCUGGUAUUACCGCUGAGGCACUGAGAGCUCAUUUGGAUCCCGAAGCGCGGACUUUUCUAAACGUUCUUUCAGCAAGGGUCCAGGAGGAAGACGAGAAGGGGGAUGAGGAGGCCGACAAUCAGGUGCAGGAGGGUCCAACAGCUCCUUCCUACAGCAAGGUAGCGGCAUAUCCUCUGCAGCUGGAAGCGUAUCUCUGUCGUGCUUUGGUGCAGGUGCUUGUGCACCAGUGGGACGUUCAGUACCUUCACCGUAACGCCUUUAUUGUUCUUGAACACCUUACAAAAGGUAAGCAUCGGUUCCCGUCCACGCUGUGCGCAGCGGACUGGCUUAUUACCGUCGUUUCGCUACAUGCAGUGAAAAGCUCGUCGUCAUACGCCUCAGCAACGGCAGUGCUCCAAGCGCUCAAGGAGAACCGCCAACGACGUUGUGAGUUGGUGGAGAGAAGGAAGAGCGCGGGAAACUCGGUGAAGAAGACGAACAGAUGGCUGAAGCUACUGAAGGACAGAGAGGAAUUCAUGCAACUGUUGUUGGCUCCGGAUAUGGCAGCAGCUGAAAAGAAGAUCUGCGAGAGGGAAGCUGUCAUCGCUAGCAGUGUGGCACUGGCCGACGCUGAGGGUGACGAGGAAGGGGCGGUUGCGGUUGAGGAAGGCGCAGUGAAUGAUAAUGUGGAAAAGAAUGAAGAACCAAACGAAUCGGAGGGAGCUGAGGAUUUAGAUGAUAACAGUGAUGCCGCGGACGAUGCGCACAGCUCCGUUACCGGAGACAGGAGGGGAAGCAGUGGAGGUGAGUCAAGUUUCGAGGAGGAGGAGGAGGGGGAGGAUGAAGAAAGGAGUCCAUCAGCAUCUGCAUCUCAUGGAGACCCAAACCAUGGCUCUAUAACGGAUGGCAAGGGCCGCAACUCAACUUCUCCUCCACCGGAAGAGCCUGAAGCAAAUGAGGUAGCAAAUGCGAAAUCACGAAAGAGACCCCGAGAGGGCAGCGUGGAGCGCACCGGUGGCGAAGAGGAGACGUGA
Messenger RNA from Trypanosoma brucei brucei TREU927, 5361 nucleotides. RefSeq lists its product as hypothetical. The record is from RefSeq and is a predicted model, not a curated record. The coding region runs from base 1 to 5361 and encodes 1786 amino acids. NCBI's taxonomy places the organism in Eukaryota, Euglenozoa, Kinetoplastea, Trypanosomatida, Trypanosomatidae. The transcript has a single exon.